CAAAGAUGGCUCGCUACACUUCAGAGACAGUGCGAGUGUCUCGCCGUCCUCAUGUCUUCCUCCGUGACAGCUCAAGACAACACAUCUAUAACGCCUGGUGGUCGGAAAAGCAUGCUGAAGUUAGCUCAACGUAUGACUUUCAACUUCUGCUCGGGUAUCUCUGCGCCGUCGGUCCACAACUGGAGCAAGCUCACUGUCGGAAAUGUAGACCCGGACGUUCGAGUAAUGACCCGUAAGAGUGUGGACGAUCCAGGGGAGCCUCCGGGGAUUGUUUUGAGCGCAGCCACGUCUGUGUGGCUUCCGGCUUCGCCACAGCGUCUGUUUGAUUUCGUGAGGAACGAACGGAUGAGAUGCGAAUGGGAUAUUCUUUCCAACGGUGGUCCCAUGCAGGAGAUGGCCCACAUUGCCAAAGGUCAAGAUCAAGGCGUCUCUCUCCUCCGCUCCAACGUAAGUUUUUUUUUUCUUUUCAAUACCGGUUUAACAUUGCUAUUUUAGCCGGUUAGUACUGGAUCUCAUUGUAGUAACAUCGGUGCAUGGAAUAUGGUUGCCGGUAAAGCUGAUUAGGUGUGUCAUGUGUGUGUGUGUCAUUUGGUUCGGUAGUUUGUGGGGAAUUUGGAUUAGGUGAUUGUGACGUUUUUGUCCCUGGGGUUGAUGGUGGUAUGACGGACAAAAGAGUGGAUUGGGAAAGGAAAAUAUAGGAAUUUUGGGUGGUAUCAAAAGAUGACACAACAAUUUUUUAUUUGUUUAAUAUUAUACAGGAGUAGAAAACAAAAGUGUCACAGCUUUUGGAAGGGUUUAGAAAGUCAAUAUUAAUAGGACAGUUUCGACCAUAUUUUUUUGACUUUUCACCACUUCCUACUUU
This is a messenger RNA of Camelina sativa (false flax), 862 nucleotides long. The record is from RefSeq and is a predicted model, not a curated record. Lineage: Eukaryota; Viridiplantae; Streptophyta; Magnoliopsida; Brassicales; Brassicaceae.